This is a messenger RNA of Rhododendron vialii, 1621 nucleotides long. RefSeq names its product light-inducible protein CPRF2-like. Gene Ontology annotation, cellular component: nucleus. The transcript has a single exon. The coding region runs from base 239 to 1189 and encodes 316 amino acids. The record is from RefSeq and is a predicted model, not a curated record. Gene Ontology annotation, biological process: positive regulation of DNA-templated transcription. Gene Ontology annotation, molecular function: DNA-binding transcription factor activity; transcription cis-regulatory region binding. Lineage: Eukaryota; Viridiplantae; Streptophyta; Magnoliopsida; Ericales; Ericaceae.
CUUUUCGUUUUCGGUAGAGCCGGUCAUCGAACGUGGCUCCACGUAAGCAGCUUUCCAGGUGUUGGCCGCUCACACGCUCAACCCAUGGGGGCUCGACACGUGUCUUUAGUGGAUCCCAUUUAAACCUUGUUUCUUCAUGACUAAGCUAAAAUCUCCUCAAUCUUCCACAGGGACCCACAAUCUUAGGUCACCCCCCAACUCUCUUUUAAAAAGCUAGGGCUACCCCACCAAAACCAUUAUGGUGCCACAUCCACCCCAACCCCAAAGCCAAUUGCCCCAAAAUAAUGUCCUUAAUGACGAAAAUGCCCUCACUAGGGGGUCCCACCAACACUCCCCCUCAUUGUCCAUAAAUACCCACCCCACUCCCUUCGUUCCUUCCCUUUCCUCCUCCCACCUUCCUCCCCUAUUAGAAGCUGUUUUUCCGGCCAUGUUGUCUGCCUUUUCCGCCUUUCCGUCAGCCGACGGAAUGUUCGGAACGCCGUUUCUGGCUUUCGAGGGCGGUUUCCCGCCGUGGGAUUGCCAAGAGCCCUUUUUCCCCUUCCAUGAACACGAACCGUCUUUUUUGUCUAAUAAAAUAGCUGAUAAACCCGUUAUGUCCAAUUCCGGUUCGGAAAACUCACAUCUUAAUCAUGGUUUUCCAAAAUCUGAACCGGACCCGAAUCUGGACAUUUCGAGUCCGGAACCUCUUUUUUCCCUCUCAAAACAAGACCCGUUUUUUCCGCCUAAUAACACACCACCUGAACCGGUUAUGUCCAAUUCCAGUUCCGAAAACCCGAACCCAAGUCCUUUUUUUUCAAAUUCCGGCUCCGACAGUCCUGGUUCGGACGAAACGAACCAGACCGGGUUGAUUCUUGACGAGCGGAAACGCAGGCGGAUGAUUUCGAACCGGGAAUCAGCGAGGCGGUCCCGGAUGCGGAAAAAGAAACACCUCGAGAACCUGAGGAACCAUGUGAACCGGCUUAGGAUCGGGAACCGUGAACUGGAGAACCGGCUGCGUAUGGUCACGCACCAAGGCCAACUCGUGAGGAGAGAGAACGACCAGUUCCUAUCGGAGUCGGCCAUGCUCCGGCAAAGACUGUGGGCCAUACAACAAGUUUUGCUCGUCCGAGAACUCCAACCAUUCUCGGCCUCCGCAUGGCCAUGCAAUAAUACCAUCACGUCUUUCAAUGAACGAUACCUAGCUUCAUGAUGAAUCACAUAACUAAGAAACGUUAUGCACUCAGGGAAAAAAAAUAGUUCCAAACAAAUCGGAUCUAGAUACGUACGCACUUACCUUUUUUUAGUGGUACUUUUUGUCUGGGUACACAGCGUUUGCGAAUAUAAUCAUAUCGCAUCACUUAAAAUUACCAUCCGAAUCUCUAAAAUUUAAUCAAUCGAGUCUCUCUCUUUGUCUCUCUGUAUAAACUAUGUAAGCUAGCUAGCUACUAGAGGAAGUUAAGGAAUUGUGAUGGGAUCCGAUGAUUUUUGGUGAAAUCGGUUUGUUUGCGAAAUGGCAGGCUUUGCUCAAAACCAGGGUUUAGCACUAUGUAAAGGUUAAUGUAUCAUUGGUUGUUAUGUUAAUUAAAGUCUUGGGGUGUAUUUUAGUUGCUUUUUUUUGUACUUCAAAGCUUUAUCAAAAGCA